This is a messenger RNA of Ectocarpus siliculosus, 1891 nucleotides long. The record is from the annotation of a GenBank genome assembly. Lineage: Eukaryota; Phaeophyceae; Ectocarpales; Ectocarpaceae.
AUGACGUCGUGCUCGUACACGGAUUCUUUCCGUCUCGAGGCUGACAUCGACUACGUUUUCGAAGACUACGGCGAGGUCUCGAGCCCGGACGGUUGCUACCAAGAGUCCAUCAACUCUCCCGUAGAAAGUGGGGAAGCUGUGAGUGCUUUUUACUCAGACGGUGGUCUCUCCGAUUACGAAUAUUUCUUCCGGACAUACGAGUUCGACGAUGAUGAGGUGUGGGUAAUCGCCACUUAUUUGGACGAUACAUUCAAUACGAGGUGUAUAGACUACGACCUGAACGAUUAUACUACGCUGCACCCCACGGAAGUGUUAUACUGGGCUUGCGAGGACGAUGAUGGCGGGUAUACAGACUUCUCCGCCACAAUAUCAACCAUCUGCGGCUGCAACACUCCGGCCCCUACUGCAGCCCCUACCACUCCGGCCCCUACUGCAGCCCCUGCCACUCCGGGCCUUACUGCAACCCCCGGGCCUACCCCUAAUGGUUUGACGCCGGCACCGCGUACUCUUAUGGAUACUUCUUCUCCUACUCGUGCUCCUGAAGUUGUAUCUACCCCGCCUCCAGUGAGCACCACCUCGGAUGAAGCAGCUCCAGCGGGAGAAGUGGCUGGAGGGGUGGUGGCGGGCGUGGUGGUGGUCGUGGCCAUCGUCCUUGCUGCCCUGUUCAAGACUGGUCGCCUGAAGAUCAAGCGAACCGGGAAACAACGGAAGCCUUCUCAUGACGAUGUCGCUAGCGGCUCUGGGUCCAUGGGCAACACGCCGCCCGCGGCUUCUGAGCCCCCCGUUCCUCAUCAGUACCCCGUUGCCUAUCAGUAUCCAGAGGCCAUUGAGUAGCCCGAGACGGAGUGAGUCAAUGUCGUACUGUGGGUGAAAGUUUCAUCGUCUUCAUUAGUUCUUGGACAACGCAAACCGACCGUGGGCUGUUGCCGUGACCUUUGCGCCUGAGCGUUGCCGGAAGCCCUGGGUUGAUUGUUAGCGGUGCCAACAGUUAUUUGAAGCUCCAACCCAAAUACUGGCGGUAUUUUCGUGUGGUGGCCCCGGGACUACACUACCCUCUCUUGAGAACUGAAGCUAGUUACGGCGGGGCCUGUUAGGUUCUGAGGUGGAUGUAUUUUCAUGUGAUUGAUUCUUGCCACGCGCCGGGGUCGAACGUCUGUCCAUUAUUGUGAAUAUGUUUCAGCUCUGCCACUUUUCACCACUUCAGGCAUACAUCAGCGGCGGUGGAGUGGUACUGAUAGUGUGGGUAGUUUGAGUAGACUCUCUGGCUACGAUCCUCUGGAGACUUGUGAAAACUGUCUCGUCCAUCGAUAUCGAAACUGGCGUCGCAACUGCCAGAUUCGAGCAGGGUAUAGUACUGAUAAUGAUUGGGAUGCAAUGGGACGAGCACCGCAGGGUUGAGCCAUGUUCUUGACACUCGGCGGAAAAGCACACUAGGACAAAUGUACUUUCCUGGCAAAACAGGGUCGUGGUAAAGGCGGCCAAGGCCGGCGCUCCCGUACGCUCUUCAUCUCAUGUGUGUUCAAGUCAUGUUUGUUCCGGAAGUGAGCUUCCAGUGUAUUUUCUUUCGAGUUUCAUUUUUGGUUGACUGCUCGUUGAGGUUUAUAGAUCCGGAGCGCUGAAGCAAACGUGCACAGAAGUUAUGCGAAUGCUUGUCUGCCUGGAUCAGUUUUAUGUUUUUUGUCGCGAUGAAAGAUUUUCCCAAGGCGAUGAACGAGUUUCUCUUCGGCAAAUCCUAUCUGCCGAUUGCGAUAUGUUGAGGGCGGCACGCGCUCGGUUCGGGUCGCAGUUUAAACGUAUUACGGCCGCGGGUGUUCGUUGUCUAGCUUUGUGGUACUCGGCCCGUGCAAGCGCCUCCUAUGUAGAAUAUGUUGCGAAUCUGACUUAAAUUUGU